UCGGCAUCCGAAAUGGAAGUAUAUUUCUCAUUAUUUCUUUAUUUUAAAGUUUCAACAUAAGAUUGAAUCUAAAGUUAAUUUUAUCUUGACAUUUUAAUCAGUUCCGAGUUCAAAAACCGCAAAUAAAAUAAUUUGACAAUUUAAAUUGCUAUUUUUUCCUAAAAACUCAAUUGAUUUUUUAAGUUUUUGAAUUUGAUCAAGAAAAAAGAUAUAAAAUUCCACAAUCAUCCGUAAAAAACUUUCGAAGAUAUAAUGACAUUUUUACCGUGACACUAAAAAUUGAACCUUUAUUAAAAUUAGAAAAACUACAGGAAAAUAAAAAAUUGAAAAAGGAACAUGUACCUCGUAUUUUAUCAGCUAUGACAUCUUUUUUACCCAAUAAAGCCACAUGUUGCCGUUUAAAAGUUAUCUAAGAAAAAAGCAUCGAAAAUAGCGUAUUUCGUUAGUUUCAAAAUUUCAAAUCGCCAUAAUUUCUAAACUACUUGACCGAUUUUGUUCAUCUUUGAACUUAAGGGGUUAGGGGUAGUCAGAAUUUUCAAAAAAUCGAUUUUUUUUUUUUUGCAUUUUCUUAAAGUAUAAUAUUUUAAAAAUAUUGUGUGAAAAUUUGAAGUGAAUCCGACAAAUUCUUUUCGAGUUAUUUAACAAUGACCAAAGGACGCUCGGGUGCUACGUGGCAUUCGAGAGCAGGUAGCUAGAAACAGCUGCAAGCAACCGACUUUUCGGGUUUCAUUGUCAUGAAUAUCUCCCCAUUUUAAUGUAGUACAAGAACUGAAAAAUAAUUUUUGGUUGCCAGUAUACCUGUAGUCGUUGCACUGAUCAGUCGAUAGUUUUGUGAUAAAUUAUUUCUCAAGUGAAUUAAAUUAUUAACCAUGGGACGUGAUUCUAGAAAGGUUUCAAGAGAACUUCGGAGUUCUGAAAAAAUUAAUAAGUCGCGUUCAGUCAAAAGAAAGAAUGUUUUUAAUCCGAAAACAGCCGAACGUGAUGAAAGUAUUCAGAGUACAUCUUCUAAAAAAUUAAAACAAAACACUGAAGAUGAUGUACCUGAAGACAGCAGUACUGAAUUUCGAAUAAUAAAUUUUAUUCAGGUAUUCACUGCAAUUUCUGCUCUUAUAAAAUGUAAAAAAUGUGAUGGAAAUGUAGUGUUUCAAACAGCAAGUACACGUGGGCUGGGAUUCAAAAUUGUAGUUGCAUGUAAUAACUGUGGAAAUGAAUAUAUUCCUUCCUGUUCUUUCGUUGGGCAUUCUUAUGAAAUAAACAGACGUUUCAUUUUUGUAAUGAGAAUACUAGGAAUAGGAUACGAAGGAUUGUGCAAGUUUUGCGGCCUGAUGGACAUGCCGUCUUUUUUAGAUAAAUCUACGCAUACAAUUUUACUGAAACAGAUUUUGAAUUGUAGUAAAGCCGUCGCAGAAACCUUCAUGACGAAAGCUGUGAAUGAAGAAAAGCAAGCAAUGCCAACAACUGAAAAUGAAGAUAUAAAUCAUCUAACUGUAUCGGGAGAUGGAACCUGGCAAAAACGGGGAUAUACAUCGUCAUUUGGAGUUUCUUCUAUAAUUGGCUAUUUUACUGGAAAGAUUCUUGACAUAAACAUUAAAAGUGCAUAUUGUAAGCUAUGUGAGUAUUGGAAAAAAAAAACAAAUACUGUUGAGUUCGAGGAAUGGUAUCAAUCGCAUGAAGAUGUGUGUUCUGCUAAUCAUCAAGGGUCUUCUGGGAAAAUGGAGGUGGAUGCGAUGGUCGAAAUGUUUUCGUAUUCUGAAACUAAAUAUGGAGUUAAGUAUGCCAACUAUAUUGGUGAUGGUGACUCCAAGACCUAUUCAGGAAUUAUAAAAUCAGAUCCUUACGAAAAUACAACUGUAAAUAAAAAGGAAUGUAUAGGGCAUGUCCAAAAGCGGAUGGGGAGUCGAUUACGUACGCUGAAGAGUAAACAAAAAGGUCUUGGUGGUCGAGGUAAGCUCACAGGAAAAUUAAUAGACAAACUAACUGUGUACUAUGGUUUAGCAAUACGCCGGCAUUGUGAUUCUAUUGAAAAUAUGAAAUCUGCUAUAAUGGCAACCUUUUAUCACUACGGCUCGAGUGAUGAAAAACCGAAUCAUGAUAUGUGUCCAAAAGGCGAAGAAUCUUGGUGCUCUUACCAGCGCGCUGAAGCAAGAGGAGAGCUUGAUACCUUUUCUCACGAUUAUUCUCCUUUACCUUCUGAUGUUUUAAAAGCUAUCAAGCCUAUAUACGAAGAUCUUAGUAAUGAAAAUUUACUUUCAAGAUGUGUAGGUGGAUUCAAUCAGAAUAAUAAUGAAAGCUUUAACCAACUAGUAUGGAAAAUAUGCCCAAAAACGGACUUAAUUGUGGGCCUAAUUCUCAUCGGUAUGCAGAAAGAAUGGAUGCUGCACGUAUCAAAGUAGCAGAUAAGCGCGCUAAUGAUAACACCCGAGAAGGUCGAUUGCAACGUAGGCACCAGCAAAUCGAUAUUUUGGAAGCUGCUAUGUCGGCUGAAGAGCUAUUAUAUGGUCCAGGAAUAGAUGACUCAGUAUGAAUCUCCAAGGACUUAUGAUGAUCACCGCAAAGGACUUCGGGAGGAACGGGCUCUACAAAAACAGCGAUAACUUUUUGAAUUAUUAAUUUUUUUUUUUGAAAUUUUCGUGAAGUCAAAUCGAAACGUGUUCUAAUAAAGCUAUGUUUUUAUUUUUGUCAAAUAAAGUAAUUAACUACAAAAAAAAAAUUAUUGAAAAUCAUCAUUUUUUCAUACCCCUGAGUACCCCUAACCCCUUAACCGAACU
This is a messenger RNA of Microplitis mediator, 2768 nucleotides long. RefSeq lists its product as uncharacterized. The transcript has 4 exons. NCBI's taxonomy places the organism in Eukaryota, Metazoa, Arthropoda, Insecta, Hymenoptera, Braconidae. The coding region runs from base 870 to 2393 and encodes 507 amino acids. The record is from RefSeq and is a predicted model, not a curated record.